CAUGGACCGCCGCCAAAUCCAACUCCACUCCGACGCCGGCGGGGCCAAGAGCCUCCUCCCCCGCAACGGCCCCUCGACGGCCCAGGUCCUCGCCAUCCUCACCCUCCUCCCCGUCGGCGGCAGCCUCCUCGGCCUCGCGGGGAUCACGCUCGUCGGGAGCCUCCUCGGCCUGGCCGUCGCCACCCCGCUCUUCGUCAUCUUCAGCCCCAUCCUCCUCCCCGCCGCCAUCCUCAUCGCCGGCACCGUCGCCGCAUUCCUCACCUCCGGCGCGUUCGGGCUCUCGGGGCUCUCGUCGCUGUCGUGGGUGUUCAACUCAUUCCGCCAGGCCACAGGGCGGGAGCCCCUCGACUACGCGAAGAGGCGCGUGCAGGAGGGGACGAUGUACUUCGGGGAUAAGACGAAGCAGGUCGGUGAGACGAUCAAGAGCAAGGCCCAGGAGGGCGGCGCCCAAGCUGGCGGCGGCGCUGCCAAGGCUUGAAGAAGGUGGAGCGAUUUGGAUUGAAUAAUGAUAAAUGUGGAAGUAGUUGAAUUUGGUGUAUGUGUGUUUUUGUGUGAGUUUUUAUGUAUUGAGUUUGCACUUAUAUUUUAUUUGUAUGAUGUGUAGAUAGUUGUGUUUGUGUGUGAAAGUGAAACAUUUAGUCUGGAAUUGAUGCGGAUUGAUAGAAGCUGUUUGUGUUCACUUUGUUAA
Messenger RNA from Salvia splendens (bonfire salvia), 688 nucleotides. Its product is annotated as oleosin H1. The record is from RefSeq and is a predicted model, not a curated record. Bases 2 to 478 code for a protein of 158 amino acids. The transcript has a single exon. Gene Ontology annotation, biological process: lipid storage; seed oilbody biogenesis; response to freezing. NCBI's taxonomy places the organism in Eukaryota, Viridiplantae, Streptophyta, Magnoliopsida, Lamiales, Lamiaceae. Gene Ontology annotation, cellular component: membrane; monolayer-surrounded lipid storage body.